Molecule: messenger RNA, 1032 nt
Organism: Parnassius mnemosyne (clouded apollo)
Lineage: Eukaryota; Metazoa; Arthropoda; Insecta; Lepidoptera; Papilionidae
Source: the annotation of a GenBank genome assembly
UUGAAUAAGUUAUUUUUUAACACGUCCAAAUGCUCAGUCAUGUCGUUCACACAUUCACGCCAUCCUCACAUAUACAAAUAUAAUAUAGAUGGAGUAGCCUUGCAGCAGGUAACAGAGGUAAAAGACCUUGGAGUUCACUUUACUUCGAAACUCAAUUUUAGGGAACACAUUCUUAAAAUUUGCAAGAAGGCUGUAAAGUCACCUAGAGUGACAGUCGGUAUGACACUAAAUGCUGACAAAUGUCAUGAUAUAAAGUUUUCUAGAAAGAAAACAUCUCUUGCAACAACAUAUUACAUUGAUGGUCGUAUUCUGUCUGAAGUUCCUCACAUACGCGAUUUAGGAGUUACGCUUGACAAUAAGCUUCGUUAUAAUAUCCACAUCGAUAAUGUUGUCAACAAGGGUUUUAGGACUCUUGGCUUCCUCUUCCGUAACUGUAAGCAAUUCAGGGAUACUCGCACUAAAAUAAUUAUUUACUCAGCCUUGGUACGAAGUAUCUUGGAAUACUGCAGCGUAGUAUGGAAUCCCCACUUUAAUAUUUACUCACACAGAAUCGAAAAGAUACAAAAGAGAUUUCUUUCGUAUUUAUCUUACGAUCAUAAUCUAGUUAAAAUUCUUAGAACUUACGAAGAUAGGCUAAAUUACUUUAACGUUCAGCCACUUUCGAAUCGAAGACAGCUCCUUGACCUUAUUUUCUUGUAUAAGUUGGUGAAUGGCGUCAUUGAUAGUUCUUAUUUACUAGCCAAAUUAAAUUUUCGUACCCCAUUGAAGUCAAAAAGGCCGUUGUCUUUUAUACCAUUCGUAGAAAAGAGCACACGUUCUCGUCAAGCGCGCUAUUCUCCGAUUAAUAGUUUGAUGUUGAGUUAUAAUGCUAUAUAUAAAUUAUCACAUAAGAAUUGUAUUAGUGCCAUAAUGAAUACUUAUAAUAAACAUAAGGAUAGAAAAGUUGAUAUUGACAUAUUUUCAGAUAAUCUUUGGAAAUUUAAAAGUGAUUUAUUAAAUUUAUAUUCUUCAAAUAAUUGUAAUUCACAGUAA